AUGUCUCGCUACUCUAGGUCUGCCUCUUUCGUGAUUACCCUCUUCGGUAUUAUCACCAAUUCUGCGCUAGCCAUACAAGUAUUGGCAGCCUCACGGUCAAUCAAAUGGGAGCCUGAAUUCGAGUGGGAGACGUCGAAUGAUACUUGGAGGGUGGACGGUGUCAAGGUCGUAUGGGGGCUACUUCUGUCAUACUUCGUUUCAGCUGCCACAGUGUGCGCGAUAGGCUUCGUCGGCGUGGUCAAGAGCAAGCCUUCCUUUGUCAGGUUCUACCGCGAUUACUCUAUCGCCGACUUUUCCUUCUGCACGAUCGUUACAGUCUUCGGAGCCUAUGGGGCUUUUCGUAGCACGACCCGUACCGGUGUGUGCGAGGAGCUGUCUCGCCAGCCCGAGCUUAUGCGUGAUCUCGGCGAAAUGGGGCUUAGCCUGGAGAAUUGCGAACGGUGGUUCGAGCGGGCCGUCAUGGCUUUUGUGGCAUGCAUGGUUAUUGUGAUUGUUGCCCGAUUGCACUUCCUGUUGGCGGUGUCGAACUAUUAUUCACACGUCUCGAGACACGCGAGUCAGCGCAGUAGCGGUCUUCUGCCUACGUCACGGCCUCACUCCCGUACAGACUCGCUCCAGCGAGUGCUGCUUCUCCCGCGCUCAAAUCCAUCGUCGGAUCCGGAGAGCAUCACCGUAUACGCCCCAGUAUCAUUAAAGAACCUCACACCAGAGCUCCGCCAAUCAGCAACUGAAGCGUGGGUGCGGAGGUCAGAUUCGCACCGACACACAAGGUCACAAUCAAAUACGACUACGGGCAGGAUAACUCUUCCCAUUAGACCUAAUGAAGGGUUACUACCGCCGUAUUAUGACGACGUGAAGGCUUAA
Molecule: messenger RNA, 864 nt
Organism: Desarmillaria tabescens
Lineage: Eukaryota; Fungi; Basidiomycota; Agaricomycetes; Agaricales; Physalacriaceae
Exons: 3
Coding region: 1-864 (287 amino acids)
Source: RefSeq, a predicted model, not a curated record